AUGAUGGAUCACUGCACAAUCCUAGCUUCUUCAUCUACUACUAAGGCCGCAGCCGUAAUCCUCCCAGGGUCAACCAUCUUAGUGACCAGGGCUAAUGUGAGAGACAAGGAGAGGUGCCAGCACAUUCAGGACUUUUUCGACCAAAAGUACGGAACUGAGGGCCAGUUUGAGCUGUUUGAAGUCCCCAACCUGACCAAGCAGGGUGCCUUUGACGAUGCCGUCAAGGGAUGCGCCGGCUUUGUCCACUUGGCCGUAGACAACGGCUUCUCACCCGAUCCCACCGUUGUCGUGGACGGCUCCGUCGCGCUCACCCUCCGCGCUCUCGAGGCAGCGGCCUCCAAGCCCGGCCUGCGUCGCUUUGUCCUGACGUCGUCCUACAUCACAGCGUGCCAGUACUGCAUGAACGAGGUCUACGACGUCACGCAAGCCAGCUGGAACAACGCCUACGUUGAAAAGGCCUGGGCGCCGCCGCCCUAUAGCGGCAACCGCUCGCUCUACGUCUACAGCGCCGCCAAGGUGCAGUGCAAGCAGGCCAUGUGGCGCUUCGUCAAGGAGCAGGCGCCGUCCUUCGUCGCCAACGCUGUGCUGCCCGACUUUGUCACAGGCCCAUCCAUGCCGCAUAACAAGCCCAACGUCGGCCCCAUGUCCUUCGCCCUCAAGGCGCUGUGGGACGGCGGCAAGGCCUGGAAGUUCCUGGGCCCGCAGUGGAUGGUCGAUGCCGAGGACGCCAGCCUGCUGCACGUCGGCGCGCUGCUGCACCCAGGGUACCAAGGGGAGCGCAUCCCCAGCUGUGCGCAUCGCAAGAGCUAG
This is a messenger RNA of Colletotrichum destructivum, 810 nucleotides long. Its product is annotated as Putative NAD(P)-binding domain superfamily. The transcript is spliced from 4 exons. The record is from RefSeq and is a predicted model, not a curated record. NCBI's taxonomy places the organism in Eukaryota, Fungi, Ascomycota, Sordariomycetes, Glomerellales, Glomerellaceae. Gene Ontology annotation, molecular function: oxidoreductase activity, acting on the CH-OH group of donors, NAD or NADP as acceptor. The coding region runs from base 1 to 810 and encodes 269 amino acids.